AUAUAUUUUAUAAUAAACUUUCAUUUACAUAUAUAUAUAUAUAUAUAUAUUUAAAAGAAUUGUAUAUAUGACUAUGGAACUUACAGAGAAGAUAGACAGUGAUACGCAAACAGUUAUCGAUGUCGACUUGGGUUCAAAGCAAGACACUCAACCUAUAGAUCGCAAAACCCUAGUGUGGAUCAUGGCAUCACUGUGCGUUAUUUCAUUCUUGGCUGCCUUUGACAAUAUCAUUGUUGCUAGUAACCUACCUCUUGUAGCCUCAGAAUUCAAUGCAUUUGGAUUGUACAGUUGGGUCAAUACAUCUUUUCUUUUGACAGCUUCUACAUCACAGCCGUUGUACGCCAAGGGUGCAGAUAGGGUUGGGCGAAGGACGUGUCUGUUGUUUGCGACAUGCUGUUACCUCAUAGGCACUGUGCUAUGUGGCGCGGCCCAAUCGAUGAUCAUGUUGAUCGUCGCACGCGCACUGUCUGGUCUUGGGAUAGGUGCAUUUGAUAGUCUAAUGAAGAUUGUGGUUGCUGAUUAUAUCCCAGUACGUUAUAUCGGUCUCUAUCAAUCACUUCUUGGAAUCUCUUGGGGUCUUGGCUACAUAGUAGGAGCUCUAUUAGGUGGAUAUGCAGCUACAGAAUCUGGUUGGCGUACUGUGUUUUGGAUGGCACUUGGCAUAUCUGUGGUUGCUCUUGUCUUGAUUUUCUUCUCAAUUGAAGGCAACACCCGAACUGGAAUAACAGCAGCAGGAAGAGAGGGAGUCCUGAGUCACCAACUAGCCCAGCUAGACAUUGCAGGCAUGGGAUUGUGGAUUGCAGGAAUUGUUUGCCUUGUUCUUGCCUUGAGUUGGGGAGGAACAACCUAUGCAUGGAACUCGUCUAUAGUCAUCUCAUUGCUCUGUGUCUCGGCCGUUCUUUUGGCCAUCUUCUGCGGCUGGGAGUACAAGUGGGCUGCCGAUCCGAUCAUACCUCACACAAUAUUCACCAACCGAAGCACGGUCCUGAUCCUCAUUGCUGCAUUUGCAUAUGGCGGCUGCUUCCAGUCCCUGAUGACCUACAUCCCACUCUAUCUGUCGGUGAUCCGCAAAGAAGACUCGAUGGCCACAAACCUCGAGCUGCUCUGUCUGGUCUUGCUGGCCUGCAUCUUCAAUGUCCUGACAGGCUUUGUGAUCGUCCGGACCGGCCGCUACACCUGGGCUACCCGACUCUCGCUCGCAAUUCUGGUCCUCGCCUGUGGUUUGCUCCAGUUUCUAGCCAAGGAUUCUAGCCGAGGAUUGAUUGUGGGUCUGAUGAUUGUGACCGGCAUAGGAAGUGGAGGCAUGAUUAACAGUGAAAUCAUUACUGCACAAGCAUCUGUUUCAAUUGAACAUGUGCCUGUCAUGGUUGCAUUCAUGACAUUGUGUGACCAGGUGGGUGGCAUUACAGGAAUUGCUGCCCAGGGAAGUAUAUUGUCCAACCGUCUUGCCUACAACCUCUAUAUCUUGGACUUGCCGGGCGUCUCGGCUCCUCUUGUACGCCAGAGCUCAGACUACCUCUGGUCACUGCCCUUGCCAACCCGAGACAUUGUUCGGGAAGCGUACAUGGAAGCUGUCAGAAUGUCAUUCUGGGGAUCAACUUCAUUUGCUGCAGCAGGUCUGUUGGCCGCUCUGGGCAUCAAAGCCUAUGUGAUGCGCACCCAGAUCCAUACCUAAAACACAUACAACUAUCCUUUGUCUAUAAUACAUCGUAUGCUAUUCAUGUUGUGUCUAUUUAUUUGUGUUUAUAGAUAAACUAGCUGUAUACCCAUGAUUAUU
Phycomyces blakesleeanus NRRL 1555(-) is the source of this 1777-nucleotide messenger RNA. RefSeq lists its product as hypothetical. Lineage: Eukaryota; Fungi; Mucoromycota; Mucoromycetes; Mucorales; Phycomycetaceae. The coding region runs from base 68 to 1675 and encodes 535 amino acids. Gene Ontology annotation, biological process: transmembrane transport. The record is from RefSeq and is a predicted model, not a curated record. Gene Ontology annotation, molecular function: transmembrane transporter activity. The transcript is spliced from 10 exons.